Molecule: messenger RNA, 2999 nt
Organism: Nicotiana tabacum (common tobacco)
Lineage: Eukaryota; Viridiplantae; Streptophyta; Magnoliopsida; Solanales; Solanaceae
Source: RefSeq, a predicted model, not a curated record
CACAAAAAUCUUAAAUUACAAAUUCCCAAUAUAAAAAAAAGAUAUCAAUAGUGGCUCUAAUUUCUAUCGUACAGACCAGAAAAAGCAUUAGUAAAGACUCAGAACUCCUCAAAUCUUUUUUUAAAGCAUAGAAGUGGCUUCACCUCUUUCCCAUAGGUUAUAAAGGCCACAUCUUUCUCUUCUUUUACCUUCAGCUAACCAUCCAAUAAUAAUCUUUUUUUUUUCUGCACAAAAUCCUCUUUGCCCAGUUGAAAAGAGUUUACAGGUAUGAAAUGUCUUGUUACAGAACAAAUAUUUACUGGAUAUACUUAUUUCUUUCUUAUUUAGAAGAGAUUUCUGAGACUUGUUAAACUUAUAUGAAAUGUUAUUUCACGGAGUAGAUAUCUCUUGAAUUAAGUUUUAGUCAUAUUAGCACGUUUUGCUUUACCUAUGUUUUCCAGAUGGCGUUUUUGUUUAAGCGGAGCAACAUCGAUCCGUAUAGCCGACCCCAAAUUGUUUAGAAUAAAGACAUUAUUGAUGUUUGUAUUUGUUUCUUGGGAGGUUUGAGCACUGUGUUACAAGUUCAAAGGCUCAGAUAAUUCACCUUCUGUGAAUAUUGUGAACCUGGUUUGGAUCUUAAUGUCAUUCCGCUGUGCUUCCUUUCACUACAAAAUUGCUUGAAGCUUUGAAGCAUCUUGAAGGGAAGCCCGCUGCACGAAGCCAGCCUCCCUAAUGAAAUGCAAGUAUCAGUGGCUAAGUUCACGGUUCGAAGCCAGUCACACGAAGACAUCUUGAGUUGACUUGAAACUUUGAAGCAUCUUGAGUUGACUUGAAUUUACUUCUGGUUAAUCCAAGAAACACAAGAGAUCUAGUAGUCAGUUGGAGGAGAAAAUGAGGAAAACAGAACAUGUCAAAUCUUGACUAGCUUCCUACUAAUCAUGUUUAGUUUUAUUUACAUUUUAAUUUUUACCCCUGAAAACUAACCAUAUCCAAGAAGCUAAUCAUUUUAAGGAGGUUAUUGGGCAUGUUGGUUUCUUGGGCCUAUUGUGUCAUGAGUUUAAAUUCUACGAACUCACAGUACAAAAAAUAUUUAUACAAUCUGGUCAAUUAAAAGAUAAUUACUUGUAAAUCUCUAUGAUAAACAUUAACACCUAACCUGAUAAAAAUGGUAACUAAUAUGUUAUCAUAUGUUUAAAUUCAUUGAUAGUUUAAAAAAGUUUAUACUGUCAACGUAUAGGUCACGGGAUCGAGCCGUAGAAUCAGCCACUGAUGCUUGCAUUAGAGUAGGCUGCCUACAUCACAGCCCCUUGAGUGCGGUCCUUCCCGAACCCAGCAUAAACACGGGAUGCUUUGUCCACCGGGCUGCCCUUUUUUGUCGGCGUAUAAAACAUCAUUUGGCUUGAGGACUAACGCUUUCCAAUUACUACAGGCACAAAAAAAUGGAACCAGAAGAAAACAUAAAGCCACAUGCCAUAAUGAUACCAGCACCUCUUCAAGGUCACAUUGUACCAUUCACUCAUCUUGCAAUAAAUCUUGCAUCCAAAGGUCUCACCAUAACUUUUGUCAAUACACAAUCAACUCAUCAAAGGCUGAUGAAAGCUCAAUCAGUAUCUGGCAGCUCUCUCGAUUAUGAUAUUUUCACUGAGGCACGAAAAUCAGGCCUUGAUAUUCGAUACACAACGAUAUGUGAUGGUUUCCCACUGAAUUUCGAUCGAGCAAGGAACCACAAUCAGUUCAUGGAGGGAUUAUUACAUGUUUUCUCAGCACAUGUGGAUGAUCUCGUAGGAAAUCUUGUCGAUUCAAACCAUAAUCCUCCAGUUUCUUGCCUAAUAGCUGAUAGUUUCUAUGUUUGGCCAUCAGAGAUUGCCAAGAAGUAUAAUCUUGUUAACAUAUCAUUCUGGACUGAACCAGCUCUGGCAUUUACAAGUUACUAUCAUAUGGACCUCCUAAGAAGUAAUGGUCACUUUGGUUCUCAAGAUAAUCGUGAGGACAUGAUACAUUAUAUACCAGGCGUUCAGGCUAUUGAACCGAGAGAUCUUCCUUCAUACAUUCAAGAUCCCGAGCCAUGGAGCAUAAUGCACCGCUACAUAUUCAAGUCACUUGAAGAUGCAAAGAAAGCAGAUAUGAUCAUCUGCAACACAGUACAAGAACUAGAGUCUUCAACAAUCUCAGCUUUACAAGAGAAGAAGCCAUUUUAUGCCAUAGGACCAAUUUUCCCAAAUGGCUUCACCAAAAGUGUUGCACCAACAAACCUGUGGGUGGAAUCAGACUGCAUCGAGUGGCUAAACACCAAGCCAAAAGGUUCAGUUAUGUACAUAUCAUUUGGAAGUCUUGCAAAUAUUAGUAGACAAGAUGUUCUUGAAAUAGCUCAUGGACUUCUCCUUAGCAGUGUGAGCUUUAUUUGGGUGGUUCGUCCCGACAUCACAUGGUCUAAGGAAACUGAUCUUUUGCCAUCAGGAUUUGAGGACGACGUAAAAGACAGAGGAUUAGUUGUGCCAUGGUGUAGCCAAAUCGAUGUAAUUUCACAUCCAGCUAUAAGAGGAUUCUUGACGCAUUGUGGGUGGAAUUCAGUAUUGGAGAGUAUUUGGUGCAAAGUUCCAAUGUUAUGUUUUCCGAUAUUCACCGAUCAAUUUACUAACAGGAAACUGGUGGUUAGUGAGUGGAAGGUUGGUUUUGAUCUUUGCAGUGGCAGAAUCCUCAGAAGACAAGAAAUUGCACAGAAAAUAAACUGUUUCACUUCUGAAGCCAAUGAAUUAAGGAUCAACUUAGAGGAAACAAGGAAGCAGCUCGAAGAUGCGUUAUCCGAAAAUGGAUCUUCAGGAAGAAAUUACAAACAAUUAGUCUGUGACCUCAAGUCCAAAAUUCUUCAGAAAAGCAAGAUUAACAACACAAGCUUACUUUAGUAUGGGAUGAUACAGCAUAAUUUAGGAUCUCAAAUGUCAUUACACACCUAUUCUAUUAAUGGGAUUUAAGCUUCAUUCACUUAUGGUUAAAAAGAAAUUUAAACAUCUUGGUGUAAA